This is a messenger RNA of Cynoglossus semilaevis (tongue sole), 5949 nucleotides long. RefSeq names its product sucrase-isomaltase (gene si). Lineage: Eukaryota; Metazoa; Chordata; Actinopteri; Pleuronectiformes; Cynoglossidae. Gene Ontology annotation, biological process: carbohydrate metabolic process. The record is from RefSeq and is a predicted model, not a curated record. Gene Ontology annotation, molecular function: alpha-1,4-glucosidase activity; carbohydrate binding. The transcript is spliced from 48 exons. Bases 140 to 5593 code for a protein of 1817 amino acids.
CACACACACACACACACACACCAUGGGAUGCACUUAAGUGAGGAGUGGUGAGGAGGUGUUAACACAACAACACAUCCAGUGUGUGAAGGUCCACACCUUCAGGGAGCCGUUCUUUAUCUUGUUUUUGGACAGAGUCGAGAUGGGGAAAAGACGGUUCUCAGGGCUGGAGGUGACCCUGAUUGUCAUGUUCCUACUGAUGUCUGUUGUAGCCAUAACUUUUCUGGUCCUGUUUGUCACUGGAGAAAGUGGCUUUGUUGAUGAAAAUGAAAACUCAAACUUCAAACCAGAGUGUCCUGUUAUUCCUCAUGCUGAAAGAGUCGACUGUUUCCCAGAAGCCGGAGCUUCAAAGACGCGGUGUGAACAGCGUGGAUGCUGCUGGGGGCCACUGGACGUAGGCAGCGUUCCCUGGUGUUUCUUCCCCACUAACUACGGCUACACAGCAGAGUCAGUGGAGCAGCGCAGUCCCUACGUGCUGAGAGCCACUCUGAGGAGAAUCCCUGCUCCUACUCUGUUUGGAGCUGAUGUACAGGAGCUGUCACUCCAUGCAGAAAUGCAGUCCAGCAGUCGACUCAGAUUUAAGAUUUUCGAUCCUAACAAUAAAAGGUUUGAAGUUCCUCACGAACACGUCAGCACCGUGACCAGCCAACCCUCCGUCCCCAUCAGCGACACGUUAACUAUCUCACACAAACCCUUCGGUCUCACCGUGCGCAGGAGAGAAAACAAAAAAGUACUGUUUGACACAACGAUAGCACCCCUGGUCUUUGCUGACCAGUACCUCCAACUGACGGCUAAGCUUCCAUCCCAUAAUAUAUACGGUCUAGGUGAGCAUGUUCACCAGCAGUUCAGACACGACACCAACUGGAAAACCUGGCCCAUCUUCACCAGAGACGCCUUUCCUAAUGGUGGGACACACAACCUCUAUGGCCACUACCCCUUCUUCCUGUGUCUGGAGGAUGAGUCGGGGAAGUCCUUCGGGGUGUUUCUCAUGAACAGCAAUGCGAUGGAGGUCACACUGCAGCCUGCUCCAGCUAUAAACUACAGGACCAUCGGAGGAAUCCUGGACUUCUAUGUUUUCUUUGGCGACUCCCCAGAACACGUGGUGCAGGAGUUCCUCCAGCUCAUUGGCAGACCCGUGAUCCCCCCCUACUGGUCACUGGGUUUCCAGCUUUCUCGUUGGAACUACGGUAACCUGGAUGUGGUCAAAGAAACGGUGGAGAGGAACCGUGCUGUUGGACUCCCAUAUGACAUCCAGUACACUGACAUCGACUACAUGGAGGAUAAAAAAGAUUUCACCUACGAUAAAAUCAAAUUUAAGGACUUGCCUAAGUUUGCUGACUACCUCCAUGAGAAGGGGCAGAGAUACAUCCUCAUCCUGGACCCUGCCAUAGCCACCAGUAAACGGGUUGGCGACGCUCCGUACGGGUCCUACGACCGCGGCAAUGAGAAAAACGCCUGGGUUUUUGAUUCUGACGGUAAAACUCCUUUGUUGGGAGAGGUGUGGCCAGGAGAGACGGUGUUUCCAGACUACACCAGCCAGGGCUGCAUUGACUGGUGGGUUGAUGAGUACGAGAGAUUCUCCAAGGAGGUCAAACACGAUGCCCUUUGGAUCGACAUGAAUGAAGUCGCCAAUUUCAAGCAAGGAUCCAACAAAGGCUGUGCUGCUAACAACCUCAACUACCCUCCCUUCACUCCAAGAAUUCUGGAUGACCUCAUGUACAGCAAAACUCUGUGCAUGGAUGCCAAGCAGGCCUGGGGGGACCACUACGACGUCCACAGUCUUUACGGCUACUCAAUGGUCCUGGCAACUGAAAAGGCUCUGCAGCGUGUGUUCGGUGGGAAUCGAACCCUGAUGUUGACCCGGUCCUCUUUCCCAGGUGUGGGAAAAUACUCUGGUCACUGGCUGGGGGACAAUGGUGCAAACUGGAAUGACAUCAGAUGGGCUAUUCCUGGCAUGCUGGAGUUCAGCCUCUUUGGCGUUCCCUAUAUCGGAGCAGAUAUCUGUGGAUUUUUCGGACACCCCAGUGAGGAGUUGUGUCGUCGCUGGAUGCAGGUUGGAGCUUUUUACCCCUUCAGCCGGAACCACAACGCUGAGGGUUACGAGCCUCAGGAUCCAGCCUGGUUUGGUGCUGAUUCGCUGCUGGUGAAGACGUCCAUUCAUUACCUGAGGAUCCGUUACACACUCCUGCCUUACCUCUACACACUCUUCUACAGAGCACACACCACGGGGGACACGGUCGUACGGCCCGUCAUGCAUGAGUUUUAUGCUGACAGUCAGACCUGGAGCGUGGACAGACAGUUCCUCUGGGGAAAAUACCUGCUCAUCACACCUGUACUGGACCCGGGUGUGACCAUGGUGUCUGCCUACAUACCAGAUGCAACCUGGUACGACUACGAGACGAUGGAGAAAUUGUCCCACCGUAAAAAGAGAAUUGACCUGUAUCUACCAGAAGACAAACUUGGUCUGCACAUCAGAGGUGGAGCUGUCCUUCCUACUCAGACGCCAAACGUCACGACAACACACAGUCGACUUAAUCCUAUGGGUUUGAUCGUAACUCUUGACGACAACAACCAAGCAGCUGGAGAACUAUUCUGGGACGAUGGAGAAUCUCGAGACACUGUAAGAAAAGGGAACUACGUCCACUACAGCUUCUCUGUGGCCAACAACACAUUGACGUUGGAUGCUGACCACGUGGGCUACAAUGAUUCAAACAACCUCCGGUUUGAGAGCGUCACCGUCCUCGGGCUUCGCUCUCGUCCUGUGAAUGUCACAGUGACGCGUGUCAUCAAUGGGAGAAAAGAAGAGUGGACCACAGUGGUGCCAGAGACCGAUAUCCACUACAACGAAACCAAGAAGGUCCUCCUCCUCACUGGCCUCUCGAUGACUCUGGGAGAGUCCUAUACAGUGCACUGGGAACUGCGGGAUAGUUUGAACUGCCAUCCAGAGGAGGACGCCAACGAAGCCAAUUGCACAGCCAGAGGCUGCAUCUGGGGGCCGAGCAGCAUCACAGGCGAACCGUGGUGCAUCUACCCGAAAGACUAUGGUUACACCGCUGAAAGAGUGGAAGAAACAGACUCAGGCAUCUCGGUUAACAUCACUCGCAACAAGAAAUAUGGGAGCAGCGGUCGGCCCGGGUCACCUGACAUAGACAAUCUCCGUGUCCAGAUAACAUACCACUCCAGUGACAUGCUCCAGUUUAAGAUCUGGGAUCCAACCACUGAUCGUUAUGAAGUUCCUGUACCAUUAUCUGUUCCUGCUACACCUGAAACUGAUGAGAACAAGAGGCUUUAUAAAGUUCUGACUACGUCAAACCCGUUUGGAAUCAAGAUCAUUAGGAAAAGCACAGGGACAACGAUCUGGGACUCUUCUCUGCCAGGGUUUACUUUCUCAGACCUUUUUAUUCAGAUCUCAACUCGACUGUCCUCAGAGUUUGUCUACGGCUUUGGAGAGACAGAACAUCCGACCUACAAGCACGACCUCACCUACCACACCUGGGGCAUGUUCUCCAAGGAUCAGCCGCCUGGUUACAAGAUGAACUGCUACGGGGUCCAUCCCUUUUAUAUGGGCCUGGAGAACACAGCUGAUGCUCACGGUGUGCUGCUGCUGAAUAGCAAUGCUAUGGAUGUGACUCUCCAGCCGAUCCCAGCAGUCACCUACCGAACAGUGGGAGGCAUUCUAGAUUUCUUCGUUGUCAUGGGACCCACACCUGAGAUGGUCGUGCAGGAGUACACCGCGCUGAUUGGACGACCUGUUCUACCUGCCUAUUGGUCCCUUGGGUUCCAGCUCUGUCGCUAUGGUUAUUCCAAUGACAAAGAGAUAGAAGAUCUUUACAACAACAUGACAGAUGCUGGCAUACCUUACGAUGUGCAGUAUGCAGAUAUCGACUACAUGGAACGUCAGCUGAACUUUGUCUUGGACCCAGAGUUUAAGAACCUUCCGUCCUUGGUGGAUGACAUGAGAAAAGAAGGCAUGAGGUUCAUCUUCAUUCUGGAUCCAGCCAUUUCAGGCAAUGAGACAAAACCUUACCCUGCGUUUGAACGAGGUGAAGAGGCAGACAUCUUCAUCAAGUGGCCCAAAAACAUCAGCAGUGAAAUAGUUUGGGGGAAGGUGUGGCCAGACUUUCCUAACGUCACUGUCAACACCUCCUUGGACUGGGACACACAAGUGAAGCUCUACAGAUCUUACACGGCCUUCCCUGAUUUCUUCCGUGAUGAAACAGCACAGUGGUGGCUUCAGGAAAUCAAGGAUUUCUACGACAAUAUCAUGGUGUUCGACGGCCUCUGGAUCGACAUGAAUGAACCGGCCAGUUUUGUCCACGGCACAGUUGGAGGGAAGUGUCUUGGAGACCCAGUCCUUGAGAAUCCUCCCUACAUGCCAUCCCUGGACUCAAGGGACAUGGGCCUCAACCACAAGACCUUGUGUAUGAACAGUGAGCAGAGACUGAGCAGUGGAAAGACAGUCAGACACUACGACGUGCACAGUCUGUACGGCUGGUCUCAGACCAAGCCUACGUACGACGCUGUGCUGAACGUCACAGGUAAAAGAGGUAUCGUGGUAACCAGGUCCACUUACCCCUCCAGUGGACGAUGGUCCGGGCACUGGCUCGGAGACAACUCUGCCAACUGGGACCAGCUUUACAAAUCCAUCAUAGGGAUGAUGGAGUUCAGUCUGUUCGGCAUCCCUUAUACCGGGGCCGACAUCUGUGGCUUCUUCAAAGACGCAGAGUAUGAGAUGUGUCUUCGCUGGAUGCAACUCGGUGCUUUCUAUCCAUUCUCACGAAACCACAACGGCUUAGGAAGCCGGAGACAAGACCCCGUAGCCUGGAACGCUACCUUUGCUCAGGCAUCACGAGACGUCCUCAACAUUCGCUACACACUCCUGCCCUACCUGUACACACUGAUGUACGAGGCCCACGUCACAGGAAGUACCGUCGUCAGACCUCUGCUGCACGAGUUCGUAACAGACAGAACUACGUGGGACGUCCACAAACAGUUCCUCUGGGGUCCAGCUUUACUCAUCACCCCGGCUCUGGACAAGGGCGUCACCAGUGUGACUGCUUAUCUUCCUGAUGCACGCUGGUACGAUUACCACACGUCCAAAUAUGUUGGAGUGCGUGGCCAGAUGGUGGCGCUGCCCACACCCUUGGACCACAUUAACCUUCACAUCAGAGGAGGAUACGUCCUACCUUGGCAGAAACCAGAGAACAACACACACUACAGUCGAAAGAAUCCUUUAGGGCUGAUCGCUGCGCUGAGUGAUGAUGGAACGGCCAAGGGAACGUUCUUCUGGGAUGACGGAGAAGGAAUAGACACGGUGGAGAACAACAGGGUCCUGCUGACCUCCUUCACAGUUCAGUCGAAAACGUUGACUAAUAAAGUGGUCCACGAUGGUCUGUCCCCCGACGACCAACUGACCCUGGGUGUGGUCAAGGUUUGGGGAGCUGGAAAGGUGCCAAUAACAACAGCCAAGAUCAUGGUUGGUGGAUCAACACGUGACCUGAAAAUAAGUCACGACUCAGAGACUGAGGAGCUGUUGAUAGACGCUACGUCACCGUCAGUCCGUGUCAGUCAGGACUUUACCAUAACCUGGAAUUGAACCCCAGACCCUCCUCUACCCUCCCCUUUUACCUUGUCAGUGUCGUGGUCCUGUGUGUAAAUUAGAACAUGAUUUUAUUUGACUACUUUUCACUGAGUUGAUUUGAAUUUUUAUUAUUUCAAUCUAUUUAUGUUCUGUGUCUGAACUGUCACGUCAACUAAUCUGAGGAGGGGGCGGGGCUUAGAUCUGCGCUGUUCCACUACACCGGAUGUUUGGGGCGUGACCUGGUCACAGAGGUCUACAGACUGGCACUGAGAAGAGAGAAGAUAAAGACCCACCUUUAAAUGUUUGAUUGUCUCACGUGUUGGAGUCUAACAUUCUGUUCAAAUAAAAACAAUCCACGUUCAAAACACAAA